GCGAAAAUAAUUUAUGCAUUCGUCCAAAGUUUCCCUCCGGCCGUAUCUAAUUGAGUGUCAAGCACCCGACAAAACAAGAGAUUCGAACGAAAUUGUAAGAGACUAGACGAAACAAUGAACUCCAGAAAUUUCUUAUGUCUGGUGGCGUUUUUAGUUUUAGCAGUAUAUUCAGCGAGUGCCCUGAAGUGUAUUUCAUGCAGUUCAUAUUUGAACGUUUCCAGUGCAACGUCAGAUAAAGAAUCUUGCGCAACUAGGAAGGACGGACCAUCGAUACCAUGCGAUGAUGGGCUAGUCUGUUCAACUAUCUAUGAUCCAAAUACAUCUCUAUUCACCAGAGGUUGCGACCGGAAGGAUAUCUGCAAAAACAUACCACAAAACUGUUCUACAUGUGCAACGGACCUCUGUGGAAGUUCAGGGCUCAACAUCAAUCCCCUCUUGGCUCCUCUCCUAGCAGGACUAAUCUUUGCUGCUUUGAGUAGAUGAAAUAUCGUUCCGAAUAAUACUGAGUAAUUUUUUUCAAUAAAAUUAUAAAUUAUU
Molecule: messenger RNA, 537 nt
Organism: Coccinella septempunctata (seven-spotted ladybird)
Lineage: Eukaryota; Metazoa; Arthropoda; Insecta; Coleoptera; Coccinellidae
Exons: 3
Coding region: 115-483 (122 amino acids)
Source: RefSeq, a predicted model, not a curated record